Messenger RNA from Thermochaetoides thermophila DSM 1495, 1851 nucleotides. RefSeq lists its product as uncharacterized. The transcript has 4 exons. Bases 1 to 1851 code for a protein of 616 amino acids. Gene Ontology annotation, molecular function: catalytic activity. The record is from RefSeq and is a predicted model, not a curated record. Lineage: Eukaryota; Fungi; Ascomycota; Sordariomycetes; Sordariales; Chaetomiaceae.
AUGAAGCCAACAAUGAGGGCGCUCGUCUGGGCCCUUGCCAGCCUGCAGUCACUGGCCGUUGCUCUGACGAUCGCCGAGAUCAACGGCAACAGGUUCAUCUCUCCCUACGCUGGACAGACAGUCACCAAUGUGACCGGCCUGCUAAUUGCCAAAGGGCCCAGCGGCAUCUGGAUUCGCUCGACGACACCGGACCGAGACCCUGCCACGUCAGAGGCCAUCUAUGUCUACAGCAGUAGUGUCGGUGCCAAGUUGUCUGUCGGCGAUAUCAUAUCUAUGGACGGCAAAGUGUCUGAGUAUCGCUCUAGCGAGAGCUACAUUUACUUGACUGAGAUCACUUCGCCUAAAAACGUUCAGGUGUUGUCCUCUAACAACACCGUCAAGCCAUUGAUCAUUGGGAAGGACACAUUCUCCCCUCCAACCGUCCAGUACAGCAGUCUCGACAGGGGCGACAUCUACAGCGUUCCUAAUGCUGUAGCCAACAUCUCCGAAGUCAAUCCUGUCCUCCAGCCGUCCAAGUAUGGCUUGGACUUCUGGGAGAGCUUGAGCGGCGAGCUGGUCACCGUUAGGAAGCCGAAGGUCAUCAAGACCCCGAACAAGUACGGCGACACUUGGGUUUACGGUGACUGGGUCGUAUCUGGCAAGAACUCCCAUGGAGGCUUGACUAUGACCAAUAAAGAGGCUAUCAUCAUUGGUUCGCCCCUCGAUGGCACAAAAAACCCCACCACCUCGAAAAUGGGCGACCAGCUAGAAGACAUCAUUGGCGUAGUGCAGCAGGCCUACGGAUUCUACUCCAUCCUCCCCCUCACCGCCGUCAAGGUCAAGGUCAAUGCCUCCGUCGCCGCAUCGCCUACCUCCCUUCGCAGCCGCGGCCAAUGUAACGCCAUCACCGUCGGCAGCUACAACGUUCAGAACCUUGCCCCGACGUCUGCACAUCUGCCCAAAGUCGCAGCUCAUCUGGUCAACUACCUGCACACACCGGACCUCAUCUUCAUCCAGGAAGUGCAAGACGACAGUGGACCGACCGAUGAUGGUGUCGUGUCUGCCAAUGCCACCCUCACUGCCCUGACUAAUGCGAUCUACGAGCUCAGCAAGGUCAAGUACUCCUUCGCCAGCGUUGAUCCUGCGCCUGGUAACCUCGACGGCGGUCAGCCAGGCGGCAACAUCCGCCAGGCAUACCUCUACCGACCGGAUGUAAUCAGCUUGUACAAGCCCAACCAAGGCGGCGCCAACGACGCAACGCAGGUCGUUCCCGCGACCAAGAGCAAAGGUUCUACAGUGACCGGCCCGUCGCUGUCGUUCAAUCCCGGCCGGAUUGAGCCUGCAAGUGAUGCUUGGAAGGGUAGCCGGAAGCCGCUCGCUGCCGCCUGGACUGCGAAGAAGGCCAAGAAGCCUUUCUACACGGUGAAUGUGCACUGGAGCAGCAAAGGCGGUGGCACCUCGUUGCAUGGGGACAUUCGGCCGCCGAUCAAUGGGGCGCUUAAUGUUAGGAUUACGCAGGCUAAUGUUACAGGGACAUUCAUCUCCAAGAUCUUGGCUCUCGACCCCUCUGCAAAUGUCAUCGCUGCUGGCGAUUUCAACGAGUUUGCUUUUGUCCAGCCUAUGAAGAGAUUCUCAUCUGUCUCAAAGAUGGUUGACCUUGACGAGGUUGCUGGCAUCCCUGCCAAUGAGAGAUACACUUACGCAUACGACAUGAACGCCCAGGCCCUCGACCACAUGUAUGUCAGCCCGGCCAUUGCUAAGACCAGAUCGGUCAAGUUCGAACAUGUCCAUGUUAAUGCCUGGGCUGCGUAUGAUGAUGUGGUUUCGGACCAUGAUCCGAGUGUGGCCCUCCUCAAUCUUUGCGGCAAUUAG